AUGAUGGAAACAUCUGAUAUACGAGCUCAGCUCGCCGGUCGAGCUCCCUGCUUCCAUGGCCCUCGGCUUCUCCAGCUGCCGGUGCUUGCCCUCUGCCAUGGCCGCGCCGGAUUGAAGCCCCUGCCAUGGCACUUUCGCUUCCUCUGCGACGUUCUCCUCCCUCUAAUCUUUCUGCUCGCCGGCAGUAAUAUCCAGUCGCGCCCUGGGUUUGCCCGAAGCUAUGCGCGCCCGGUCGAUCUCCCUGCUCCAGCGCUGCGCCCGACUCCAGCCAGCUCUGCUCCUCUUUCUCUCUGCUCGGCGUCCUUCCUCUGCCCGCUGAGUCCCUCCAUCGCCUGGCCGCGCCCAGCUUCUUUGCUCCGUGCGCGCGCCUGCUCCUAUGCGGCGCGGGAACUUCCUCUGCGUCCAGGUCCCUCAGCUCGCGUCCAUGCCGCGGCGUCCUGGUCCCUACUUGACCGUGUCACUCUGCGCUCGCGUCGCUGUCUGGUUCCGAGCGCCUGGGUCUUCUUUCCCCUGCGCUCGGUCAUAGUCGCUGCGAGCCGUGAAACUCCCUGUGUCGAGCUCGGAUCCCUGCGCAGCGGAGCUUUUCCCCUAGCCAAGAUCGUCAUUGCGCGCAGAUUUUCUUUGCUGCUCGCCGCGCUCGAUUCGUCGUGCGCUGGGCGCUGUCCGGCGCCGGUAUUCGCCGACCCCGCCUCACCAUGGGUGUGUGUCAUCAAUCUCGCCCUGUUCUGUCCACUCGAUGUCGCGUGCUUUUGUGUCGUUUGCUACGCUUGGCACAUCCGUGUCAUUCGUGUUCGACAUGUCCCCGGCACGGUUGUUUGCAGCUGCUCGGAUAAACUUCUCUGUUUCGGCGUGUUCGCCAUCGACCGCCCCCGGUGCUCGACGAAUGGCUGGAACCCGGAAUUCGUCGUCGUUUCUCAUCCGCGAUCUCGUCAACCUCUGCUCGACAAGUGUUCGAUGAAGGGCCUGAGCCAAGUGUUGUUGCUACUUCCACGAAUUUCUCAUCGAAUUGGUACGUUAAUUAAUCACGCGAUGCGGAAGACGACCAAGUCGACCCCAAGCGCGGGCUUAAUCCGCAGGAUGAUGUUGAUGGACAAUCCGGAAGAUGGAUAGACGAAACAAGUAUCAGAACAAGGAUGAUCGUCAAGUGGACAUCGUCUAACAACACUAACCUAGUGUUUCUUCCAGGCAAGCCCCGGUGCAUGCAACCCCUUCUUGUGUUUUUAAAUUAUUUUUGCACACUUUAAGUCUAGUGAAAUGUGCAUUAGGUUUAUAGAAGUUGCUUGGAAACCCUU
Messenger RNA from Zea mays, 1292 nucleotides. RefSeq lists its product as uncharacterized. The record is from RefSeq and is a predicted model, not a curated record. The coding region runs from base 1 to 1110 and encodes 369 amino acids. The transcript has 3 exons. Lineage: Eukaryota; Viridiplantae; Streptophyta; Magnoliopsida; Poales; Poaceae.